Molecule: messenger RNA, 900 nt
Organism: Tachyglossus aculeatus (Australian echidna)
Lineage: Eukaryota; Metazoa; Chordata; Mammalia; Monotremata; Tachyglossidae
Gene: TCF15
Product: transcription factor 15
Exons: 2
Coding region: 3-611 (202 amino acids)
Biological process (GO): developmental process; regulation of transcription by RNA polymerase II
Molecular function (GO): protein dimerization activity; RNA polymerase II transcription regulatory region sequence-specific DNA binding; DNA-binding transcription factor activity, RNA polymerase II-specific
Source: RefSeq, a predicted model, not a curated record
ACAUGGCGUUCGCCGUGCUGCGGCCGGCGUCGGCGCACGUGGCCUUCCGCCGCGCCCUCAGCCCGCCCAGCGACGCCGACGACGACGGGGACCCCCGCAGCGAGAGCGACGGGUCGGAGGGGAGGCCGCCGCCGCCGCCCCCUCAGCUUCCUCAGCCUCCUCCUCCUCCUCCUCCGCCGCCGCCGUUCCCCCCGCAGCAGCAGCAUCAGCAGCGGCAGGCGGCCAACGCGCGCGAGCGGGACCGGACCCAGAGCGUCAACACGGCGUUCUCGGCCCUGCGCAUGCUCAUCCCCACCGAGCCCGAGGACCGCCGCCUGUCCAAGGUGGAGACGCUGCGCCUGGCCGCCGGCUACAUCGCCCACCUCGCCAACGUCCUCCUCCUCCACGGCGCCCGCCAGGACCGCCCCGGGGCCGGGCCGGGACCGGCGCCCCCCUGCGGGCGCGCCCUCCGCGGGCCCCGCGCCAUCUGCACCUUCUGCCUCAGCGACCAGCGCAGAGCCGGCGGGCGGCGAGACCCCUCCGGCAGCUGCCUCAAGGCCAGAGGAGCCCACCCCCCCCCGCGGACCGCGAAGAUGAGCCCCCCGAACCCCAGACCGCGGCGACGGCGAUGACGUCCAAGACACGGGGCGCUCGGCGCGGGGCUCGGGACCCCCCCGGAGACGAAGCAGGGGCCGCUGGAUGAGACGCCCCCCCCGGGCCCCCGAGCCGGAAUGAGCUCCGCGGGGCGGGGGGCUCCAGCGGACGGGGAAGGGUCUGGCCCGGGCCCCCCGCAACCCCGAACCCAGGAGGAGGCGGUCGGCACCGCUGCACUGAACUGAGCGACACGAGGACCGAGACUUAUUGGACGGACGGACAGACGGGUUUUCUAUGUAGCAGAUGAGAAAUAAAAGUUAUUUUUGA